This is a messenger RNA of Cadophora gregata, 2346 nucleotides long. RefSeq lists its product as uncharacterized. Gene Ontology annotation, cellular component: mitochondrion. Gene Ontology annotation, molecular function: metal ion binding; ATP binding; methylcrotonoyl-CoA carboxylase activity. The record is from RefSeq and is a predicted model, not a curated record. The transcript is spliced from 3 exons. Bases 244 to 2220 code for a protein of 658 amino acids. Lineage: Eukaryota; Fungi; Ascomycota; Leotiomycetes; Helotiales; Ploettnerulaceae.
CAACAACAAAGGAAGAAGAAUGCUGCGCUUUGCCACGAAUUAUUAUUGACUCGCCUAACUUAGGUGCCGUCCCUCAAUUCUCCACGCUCGGCUAGCUUCGGCUUCGGCUUAGCACUGGCGGGGAAGCUGUUGAGAUGGCUUGGGCAGCUCGAAGUAGACUUGGAAGGUUAUUAUUGAAAGGACAGGACAUUGCUCCCGCUGCAAACGCAACCGCAAUCCCGAUAUCUCCAUCACCGCCCAAACAUGUUUCCAUCCAAGCUCCGAGCUCUCCCUCUUCCUCGGGUUUCCCACUACCGGUUCCUCUCCUCUGCGACAUCGAGCCAAAGCACACCAAUCACCUCCGUACUCAUUGCAAAUCGUGGUGAGAUUGCUUUACGGGUCGGACGGACAGCUUCUGCCUUGGGAGUACAGUGCACAACCAUCUACACUGACCCAGACGCCAAUUCUCAGCAUGCGCUUUCCAGCCCGUUCGCAGUAAAUCUUGGUUCUGCAAAUGCCUAUCUUGAUGGCGAACGAAUCAUAAAAGUAGCAAAGGAGCAGUCUUGCGAGGCAUUACAUCCCGGCUAUGGCUUUCUCAGCGAGAACUCCGCCUUUGCAAAAAGAUGCCUGGAGGAGGGCUUGGUGUUCAUUGGCCCACCCUGGAAGGCAAUUGAGGCCAUGGGAAACAAAUCAAGGAGCAAAGAUAUCAUGAUCAAGGCGGGGGUACCGUGCAUACCUGGCUACCAUGGUGGAAAUCAGGACCCAAAUCAUCUCUUGGCAGAAGCUCGGGGGAUAGGAUUCCCUGUCAUGGUCAAGGCUGUCAAGGGAGGGGGUGGAAAGGGUAUGAGAAUUGCAUUUAAUGAAGAAGAAUUUCUGGACAAAUUGGAAAGCGCCAAAAGCGAGGGGCGAAAUUCUUUUGGCGACGAUGAGAUGCUCGUGGAGAAAUAUAUUGCAACUCCGAGACACAUCGAGGUGCAGAUUUUCGCUGACAAGCAUGGGAAUGCCGUCGCUCUAGGAGAGCGGGAUUGUAGCCUUCAAAGACGCCACCAGAAGAUCUUGGAGGAGGCGCCUGCUCCAAAUCUUGCGGAAGACAUUCGUCAGGACUUAUGGGAGAAAGCUAGAGCUGCUGCUUUGGCCGUAGGCUAUGAAGGAGCAGGCACCGUGGAAUUUAUCUUCGACAACGACACGAACGAGUUCUUCUUCAUGGAAAUGAACACCCGGCUACAGGUAGAGCACCCAGUCACAGAAGAGAUCACAGGAGAAGAUCUUGUCUCAUGGCAGUUCAAAGUUGCUGCUGGUGAGAAACUACCUCUGGACCAAGAGACUAUUGCUCAAAGGAUAGCGGAGCGUGGAUGGGCCAUUGAAGCUCGAAUCUACGCAGAAAAUCCUAGUCAGAACUUCAUGCCUGAUUCGGGCGAGCUCAUCCAUCUCAAAACGCCUGAAUUGUCAGAAGGCGUCCGUAUCGAUGCCGGUUUUAUCGAAGGCGAUACCGUGUCCUCGGCCUACGAUGGGAUGAUUGCAAAGCUGAUAGUCAGUGGGGAGACUCGAGAAGUAGCAAUUCGCAAGCUCUACGCAGCGCUGCAGAAAUACGAAGUUGUGGGACUGAGUACCAACAUCGAAUUCCUGAAGAAGAUCUGCAAGAGCCCUGCCUUCAUCAGGGGCGAAGUUGAAACUGGUUAUAUCCAGAAACACAACGACGAAUUGUUUGAUCCUGAAGUCAUCGAACCAGAAAGAUUUGCCCAGGCGGCACUUGGCCUUUUGUCCAAGGAGCUUUCUGCACCGGCCUCGACAGUUACCCAAGGUCCACACGGAGCCGUUGUUGGCUUUGCGGCGAGUGCUCGACGACAGUUUACAUUCAUCACCAACGAUACCGAAGAAAAAGCCCGUGUCACUGUUUCGGUCGAGCAACUGGGCCGAGAUCUGUUUGAUUUGGAAGUGAAGGGUGGCGGUCUUGACCAGACCUACAGCAAUGUGAUAUGCAAGCCCAAGUCUCCAUCGAUCUCGACGUUCUUCCCACAUACACGGAUUGAGAGCACAAUCGUCACAGAUGGUGACAAGAUCACACUCUUCCAGCAUGGCAAGCAGACUCACCUAACGCUAGCAUCGCCCAGCUGGUUCGAGAAGGCUUUGGGACUAAAAGAUGUGGCAAAUAGUGUUCUUGCACCAAUGCCGUGCAAGGUUUUGAGGAACGAGGUUAAGGAGGGUGAUCAAGUGGAGAAAGGACAGGCAUUGGUAGUGUAAGAAUCCUGCACUUGUGAUGGCAUUUGACGCAAGCUGACCGCAUCAGGAUCGAGAGUAUGAAGAUGGAGACUGUUAUUAGAUCGCCGCAGAAUGGCACAGUUGCUAAAUUGGUUCACAAGGAAGGCG